UGUUGCCUCCCUUUCUUGUAAAUUUGCUGACUUUGAAAAAAGUAAAUAAUGCUCGAAACUACUUUAUUUAACAAAAAUGCCAUACCGCCCGAGGCGUAAAAAGCCUUUUUUGUUAAAUUCAACGUUAAAAGAUGUAUUGGACAGAGUUUUCGAACUGUGCAAGCUGUUUGAAGCCAGUGAUGUGCACUGUUUUUUGAUGUUUGUUGUGAAGGCAGCCCCAGAUAAUGUUACAAGCUGCGGAACCAAACUGUUAAAAAAGUUCCUCAUCGACAAUCCAGACAUCGCAAAAGCAUUUGGUAGAUUUUGUAUACAAUUUAACACUGCAACAGUUGUUCAGAAAGAUUCCUGCAAUGGUGAGAUAACCAGUGAAACAGCUGAUGUUAAUUCAAGCACGUCAGAGUCACAAGUUGAGAUAAAAGAUGAACACAACAAUAUUGGUGAUAUUGAAGAUGAAAGAAAUGGACAUGCAGCUCAGACAUGUGAGAAACUGACCGGCAACAAACAGUUACAAAAUGGAGAUAAUGUAGAGUGUUUGUUGCACAAUGCAUCACUUCGAUGCAAACUCUUUGAGAAAAAUGGUAUGCAUGGUUUUGUGAUGUUUGCAAAGAAAUCAUCACCAGCAGAAGUCAUUUGCUGUGGGACCAGCCAUGGUGCCAAGUUUCUUGUUGACAAUCCAGAUAUUGGAAAAGAAUUUAGAACAUACUGGGGAUUCCGAUUGGUGAUAAACUAAAGCUUUUGAUGUUGGAGUCAAGAGAUCAAAGGUACUCAAUUUAAAAACGCACACAAAGAUCUAACAGAUACCCGAAACAGUGAGCCGAACAGUGAUACAACUGAUGUUCAUGAAAGCUUUUCAGAGUCACAUGUUAAGAUAAACAGAUUGCAAAGUGUUUGUUUCUCUGAAUGUACAAGAAACAAAGCUAAGACCGACGGAACAGGGGCAGGCGACCUACACCAUAGUGAACAGGUACAAUCUUUGAAGCAUGAACAAAAUUAACAUUUCAAAAAACGUUUAAAGAAUUCCUAAACCUUUGUAGAUCACAUGAGAUUUAAGUGCUAAUGGGCGCUACUGGUACUUACUAGACUCACAAAAGUGGGCACGAGUUUUGAAUAUAGCUGCAAUUUCCAGCUAUUGUUUUUUAUGACAGCUGGUGUCGACAUAAAGAGAUACAUGACGUAAAAUGUUCAUAGUUGGAGCAGUAUAUAACUGAUAUUAGUCGCCAGAUUAAAAAUGAAUUCCUCAUUUAUCAAAAAUUGACCCUAGAAGUCACGUGUUUGAUAAAAAAUUAGCCCUAUGGAGUUUUUUUGUUAUUACAUGUAGUUGUGUCUGUUUAAUUUUCAAGUUUACUAAUAAAGUGUAUUGCAGAAUUUAACAAAACAGGAUUUUGAGCGUACCCACUAUUUCAUUUGUUUAAAUUAUUGAAUGUGUUUCAAGAGAGCUAACACGGAUUUAAGAUAAGAGAGUGUUCAUAUUUGUUUGUUAAUUAUGUUGUCAUAGCCUAAUUAUAUUCAGUGUUCAUUCU
Messenger RNA from Dreissena polymorpha, 1520 nucleotides. RefSeq lists its product as uncharacterized. The coding region runs from base 77 to 730 and encodes 217 amino acids. The record is from RefSeq and is a predicted model, not a curated record. The transcript is spliced from 5 exons. Lineage: Eukaryota; Metazoa; Mollusca; Bivalvia; Myida; Dreissenidae.